Molecule: messenger RNA, 3828 nt
Organism: Gadus macrocephalus (Pacific cod)
Lineage: Eukaryota; Metazoa; Chordata; Actinopteri; Gadiformes; Gadidae
Product: AP-2 complex subunit alpha-2-like
Exons: 23
Coding region: 251-3226 (991 amino acids)
Biological process (GO): intracellular protein transport; clathrin-dependent endocytosis
Cellular component (GO): membrane coat; AP-2 adaptor complex
Molecular function (GO): clathrin-cargo adaptor activity
Source: RefSeq, a predicted model, not a curated record
UCUCCUAGCCUAGCUUAGGUCUCAUAGCCUAGCCUAGCAGCCUCCUAGCCUAGCCUAGCCGUCUCCUAGCCUAGCUAGCCGUCUCCUGGCCUAGCUGUCUCCUAGCCUAGCCUAGCUAGCCGUCUCCUAGCCUAGCCUAGACGUCUCCUAGCCUAGCCAGUCAGGGCAGCCCUACUGUCACAGCAGAAACUUUUCACCCCAUCACCUCCAGUGUGUUCAGACCUCACAGUGAAACGACACUCCCAACAAGAUGCCUACGGUCUCCAAGGGGGACGGGAUGCGAGGCCUUGCCGUGUUUAUCUCGGACAUCAGGAACUGUAAAAGUAAAGAGGCCGAGAUCAAAAGGAUAAAUAAAGAACUGGCGAAUAUCCGCUCUAAAUUUAAAGGAGACAAGGCUCUGGAUGGCUACAGCAAGAAGAAGUAUGUGUGUAAGCUGCUCUUCAUCUUCCUCCUGGGACACGACAUCGACUUCGGCCACAUGGAGGCGGUCAACCUGCUCAGCUCCAACAAGUACACCGAGAAGCAGAUUGGCUACCUGUUCAUCUCCGUGCUGGUCAACUCCAACAGCGACCUGAUCCGCCUCAUCAACAACGGCAUCAAGAACGACCUGGCCAGCCGGAACCCCACGCACAUGAACCUGUCCCUGCACUGCAUCGCCAACGUGGGGAGCCGGGAGAUGGCCGAGGCCUUCGCCGCCGACAUCCCCCGCAUCCUGGUGGCCGGGGACACCAUGGACAGCGUGAAGCAGAGUGCAGCGCUGUGUCUGCUGCGUCUCAACCGGACCUCCCCAGACCUGGUCCCCAUGGGGGAGUGGACUGCCCGCGUGGUGCACCUGCUCAACGACCAGCACCUGGGGGUGGUGACGUCAGCCACCAGCCUCAUCACCACUCUGGCCCAGAAGAGUCCAGACGACUUCAAGACCUCCGUGUCCCUGGCCAUCGCCCGCCUCAGCAGGAUCGUGACGUCGGCCUCCAUCGACCUCCAGGACUACACCUACUACUUUGUGGCGGCGCCCUGGCUGUCCGUGAAGCUGCUGCGCCUGCUGCAGUGCUACCCUCCUCCUGAGGACGGCGCGCUGCGGGGACGUCUCACCGAGUGCCUGGAGACCAUCCUGAACAAGGCCCAGGAGCCGCCCAAGUCCAAGAAGGUGCAGCACUCCAACGCCAAGAAUGCUGUUCUGUUUGAGGCCAUCGCCCUCAUCAUCCACCACGACAGUGAGCCCACUCUGCUGGUGCGCGCCUGUAACCAGCUGGGCCAGUUCCUGCAGCACCGCGAGACCAACCUGCGCUACCUGGCACUGGAGAGCAUGUGCACCCUAGCCAGCUCUGAGUUCUCCCACGAGGCCGUCAAGACCCACAUCGAGACCGUCAUCAACGCUCUGAAGACGGAGCGAGACGUGAGCGUGAGGCAGCGGGCGGUGGACCUCCUCUAUGCCAUGUGCGACCGCAGCAACGCCAAGCAGAUCGUGGCCGAGAUGCUGAGCUACCUGGAGACCGCCGACUACUCCAUCAGAGAGGAGAUUGUGCUGAAAGUGGCGGUGCUGGCGGAGAAGUACGCGGUGGACUACACCUGGUACGUGGACACCAUCCUGAACCUGAUCCGCGUGGCGGGCGACCAGGUCAGCGAGGAGGUGUGGUACCGCGUCAUCCAGAUCGUCAUCAACCGCGACGACGUGCAGGGCUACGCCGCCAAGACCGUCUUCGAGGCGCUCCAGGCCCCGGCGUGUCACGAGAACCUGGUGAAGGUGGGAGGCUACAUCCUGGGGGAGUUUGGCAACCUCAUCGCCGGUGACUCACGCUCCAGUCCGCUGGUCCAGUUCAAGCUCCUCCACUCCAAGUUCCACCUGUGCUCGGUGCCCACGCGGGCCCUGCUGCUGUCGGCCUACAUCAAGUUCAUCAACCUGUUCCCCGAGGUGAAGGCCACCAUCCAGGAGGUGCUGCGCUCCGACAGCCAGCUGCGCAACGCCGACGUGGAGCUGCAGCAGCGCGCCGUGGAGUACCUCCGGCUCAGCACCAUCGCCAGCACCGACAUACUGGCCACGGUGCUGGAGGAGAUGCCCCCCUUCCCCGAGAGGGAGUCGUCCAUCCUGACCAAGCUGAAGAGGAGGAAGGGCCCGGGGAACCAGCCCGGCGCAGAGGAGGCGCGGCAGGAGAGGGAGAGGGAGAGGGAGCGCAGCCUGAACGGGAGCGCCGAGCACAGGGAGGGCGGGGCCGCUGCCGCCGCCAAGUCAUCUCCAUCGGUGGACGUUCUCUCUGUGGCCGCCCUGCCCACCAACAGGCCCCGCCCUGUCUCCUCCGUCUCCCUCAUGCAGACUCCUUUCCUUGCGUCCUGCGCUGCUCCUAGCAGCCUCUCCGCUGGACCCAUGACCUCCCUCUACCCCUCGGCCGACCUGCUUGGUCCCACAGGCCCGCCCCCGUCCACGGGAGGCAGCCUAUUGGUGGAUGUGUUCUCUGACAGCCUCCAGGCUGGCCCCGCCCCCCUGGACCUGGCCCCUCCCAACACGGCCGCGUCAGAGGACAACUUCUCACGGUUCAUCUGCAAGAACAACGGUGUUCUCUUUGAGAACCAGCUGCUGCAGAUCGGACUGAAGUCUGAGUACAGACAGAACCUGGGGCGCAUUUAUGUGUUCUUUGGCAACAAGACGUCCACCCAGUUCCUGGACUUCAGCUCCACGGUCAACUGCCCGGACCUCCUCAAGACCAAGCUCAACGUCCACACCAAGCCCGCUGACCCCACCAUCGACGCCGGCGCUCAGCUGCAGCAGAUCCUCAACAUCGAGUGUCUGGAGGACUUCACCCCCGCCCCGGUGCUGGACAUCCAGUUCAGGUACGGAGGCACCCUGCAGAACUUCGGUGUGAAGCUCCCGGUGAUGCUCAACAAGUUCUUCCAGCCCACGGAGAUGGAGGCGCAGGACUUCUUCCAGCGCUGGAAGCAGCUGGGAGCGCCGCAGCAGGAGGUGCAGAAGAUCUUCAAAGCGAAACACCCGAUGGACACGGAGGUCACCAAAGCCAAGAUCAUGGGGUUUGGCACCGCUCUGCUGGAUGGCGUGGACCCAAACCCCACCAACUUCGUGGGGGCCGGCGUGAUCCACACCAAGAACACCCAAGUGGGCUGUCUGCUCCGACUGGAGCCCAACACACAGGCCCAGAUGUACCGUCUCACUCUGCGCACCAGCAGAGACACCGUGUCCCAGAGGCUCAGCGACCUGCUGUCUGAACAGUUUUAAUCUCAACCCUUCACACACACACACACACACACACCCCUCCCCCUCAUGUUACACAAUACUUUUUGUCUCUGCGUCUCACUUGGAUUAGAUUGGAACUGAUGUACAGUGUAAAUUCUUUUUUUUAUAUAUUUUACUUAUUAUAAAUGUAUAUGAAAUGUUUAUCUUUUUUGUUUCUUAACAAACCCCUCUACUAACUUCACUGCUUCUGUCUGUCAUGGACUGUGAUUGGUUGUUCUCGGCGUGUGCCUGGUGAGGCGAUGACGUUACUACAUCCCCCCUGGUGCCGUAGCGCUGACACUACUCUCGGGCUCCUCUCUUAACGUGGUUGAAUAACGACUGUAAACUAAAGUCCUGUUUGCAUACUUAUCAUCUCUCAAGACCUGUAAUGUCCUCAGUGUCACUUUGCACGGCCGUGGUUUGACGUUGCUGAUCAGUGAGAGAACGUGGUACUGAGAACCAGCAUCAGGACUACAGUAGCCAUCCCCCCAACCCCAACCCACACACCACUGCCUGGCCACAUGGUGCCUUCAGAGAUGGCUGUUUGUAGAGUGAAUGCCAACUUUGUAAGAUUGUUGCCAAAUAUAGCUGAUUGUCACUUUUAA